AUGUUCAACUUGGUUCAUGAGAGUAUCUGGGUAGCGAGCCAUAUGACUUUUACGAAGCAUUUUGCUUUAAGCGGCAACAUUGGCGAUAUUGUAGCCAAGGACGACGCUCAAAUGUCAACAGCCCAUCUUCUCGGUAUGCUCACGGGUGUUGGUGUUAUUUCACUUUCCCAUGAACCAGUAUAUCUUUUUGGGGCAUUUGCAUUGCUUACACCCAUAAAUAUCUGGUCCACUAUCAAAAUGCUUCAUGCAGCCGACUUUGAAGUUCUCAACCAAGCCAAGUUGACACUGCUCAGCCGCACAUUCAUCGAUACUGGCAAAGCUGUCGAUUAUAAGGAACUGAAACCUCGAGAAAGUGGCUUCGGCGAAUGGAUCAAACCUGGUGCCCACGGAGCCAUUCGUCUCAAAUUAGGAUGCAGUGCAGAAAAAUCGUUUGCCUCGGUUGCUGAAGUCCAGGAAACGGUAGAUGUGCUAAAGGUAAAUAUGAAUGUGUCACCCGAUGUGAUCCAGUCAAUAUUACAUGCCCUCAAGUUCCAUGAUACCCUUGCGAAGAAAAAUAUUCAAAAAGAAGCAGAUUGGUCGGGUUAUUUGGCUGCGCUGGACGACAGCUUAACUUGGACAAAGCAAAGCGUUUCUACAUUCGAGACAUCUUUAGAGGAGGAUGGCUGGCAAAGCGAAGCUGUUUACUGGAAUGAUGGUGGGGUACGGUUAAGCUGGGAAGGUCACAAGGCAUCAGAAAAAACAUCAUAA
Zychaea mexicana is the source of this 747-nucleotide messenger RNA. Its product is annotated as vitamin B6 photo-protection and homoeostasis-domain-containing protein. The record is from RefSeq and is a predicted model, not a curated record. NCBI's taxonomy places the organism in Eukaryota, Fungi, Mucoromycota, Mucoromycetes, Mucorales, Lichtheimiaceae. Bases 1 to 747 code for a protein of 248 amino acids. The transcript has 4 exons.